AUGCCACCCCCGGCUCUGAGGCCCCCCCUGCUCCUCUGUGUGCUGCUGCUGCCGCUGGAGGCCCAGGGAGGGUACCGUGGACCGUCCCCGUGGACUCCGGAAGCCGCGGCCUGUAAGCAGUGGCCCAGUGCUGAGCGCUGCAGCCUCCGCUGUUCCUAUUUCCAAAAGUGUCAAGUAAACAGCAUGUGCUGCUUGACCUUCUGUGGGAGCGUUUGCCUGAGCAUCCUGUGA
Messenger RNA from Marmota flaviventris (yellow-bellied marmot), 231 nucleotides. Its product is annotated as protein WFDC10B-like. Lineage: Eukaryota; Metazoa; Chordata; Mammalia; Rodentia; Sciuridae. The record is from RefSeq and is a predicted model, not a curated record.